CCUUCGGUUUAAACCAGCAUCUCUCAGCUAUUUCCUGCACAAGAUUUUUUUUAAAUGCCAUUAGAUUAAACGUGUAAGAGGAGGGCGUGUUGUGAGCAGCAUCUGGGGCCGUGUAUGUUGAGUGGAGGUGAUUGAGGAGGGGAGAUAGAUCGCUUGCCAUCUUGACUGAACAGUGGGGAGAGGAUGACAGCGGCCGCGCAGCGCUGACGUCUUUGUAUUUGUAGCAGGGGAUUACACAGUGGAUUCAGCUCAUGUAGUCCUGGCUCGCUGCUCCCUGUGUCUGUACUGAAUAUUCCCGCAGUAUCUCAGCCCCCCUAUCCCCAUGGUCUAGCAUCCCCUCCCUAACAUUGUCCACUAUGGGCGAGGUUCCCAGUUUGGUGAAAAUCGGGGUCUCCUUGAAAAUCCAACCCGGCGACGGCCCGGUGUAUUUCAAAGUGGACGGUCAUCGCUUCGGACAAACCCGGACCAUCAAGCUGCUGACCGGAGCCAAGUACAAGGUGGACAUCGUCCUCAAGCCCGGGGUCGUGUCGGCCAAGUCGAUGUUGGUGGGCACAGUACCUGUCUCCCUGGAGGAGACUUCGAGGGACCCACAGACGGUGAACUACACCGGGUUCUACGACACAGAAGGAGUAGUUCACACCAAGAGUGGCGAACGGCAGCCUCUGCAAGUCCACAUUCAGUUCAUGGACAUUGGCACCUUUGAGACGGUUUGGCAGGUGAAGUUCUACAACUAUCACAAGCGGGACCACUGCCAGUGGGGGAACAGCUUUGGCAGCAUCGACUAUGAGUGUAAACCCAACGAGACCCGCAGUCUGAUGUGGAUCAACAAAGAGAUGAUUACCUAGACUGCAGUACGAGGACAUAUCCCUUCACACACUGGUCUGGACAGAUUACACUUGUCCGUGUUAUAAAUACAAACACCAUGUCUUAACAUCAACACAAAUUGGGCUGAAACUGCACAAUGUGGAAUGAACCAUUUAGUACUCAAGUGUAAUUGCUGUUGCUAAAUCCUGCUGUUUAGAAUGGACAUUUCUCCACGUAUUUUAAACAGAUAGAAUUUGAUUUUGAUAAAAACAUAUCCGACCUGCUGCUUAUAUCAUUCAGCAGAAACUUAAACACCAGUAUCUGCAUUAUGUUAGUAAUGUAUAUGUUCUGCCAUAACAGUUAGGAGAAUAAAUUGAUGUCAAAUGUACAAUGUUUUUGGUUCAAUUAAUGUAAAAUGUAAUAUCUGUUGUCCGAUCAAGAAUUCGGAACGUGCAAUUGUUAGAAUACCAAUCGGGAAUUAAACAAACAUAUUCCUGAUUUUAAACAAACA
This is a messenger RNA of Leucoraja erinaceus (little skate), 1315 nucleotides long. Its product is annotated as CB1 cannabinoid receptor-interacting protein 1-like. Gene Ontology annotation, biological process: negative regulation of signaling receptor activity. Gene Ontology annotation, cellular component: plasma membrane. The transcript is spliced from 3 exons. Bases 357 to 845 code for a protein of 162 amino acids. NCBI's taxonomy places the organism in Eukaryota, Metazoa, Chordata, Chondrichthyes, Rajiformes, Rajidae. The record is from RefSeq and is a predicted model, not a curated record. Gene Ontology annotation, molecular function: type 1 cannabinoid receptor binding.